Candidozyma duobushaemuli is the source of this 816-nucleotide messenger RNA. RefSeq names its product phosphatase PAP2 family protein. The coding region runs from base 1 to 816 and encodes 271 amino acids. Gene Ontology annotation, biological process: phospholipid metabolic process. Lineage: Eukaryota; Fungi; Ascomycota; Pichiomycetes; Serinales; Metschnikowiaceae. The record is from RefSeq and is a predicted model, not a curated record. The transcript has a single exon. Gene Ontology annotation, molecular function: phosphatidate phosphatase activity.
AUGACUUUGACCACAUAUAUAAGGCUGAAAAGAUUCCGAAACUAUGGUGUCGAUUGGACCGUCACGCUCGUUGUUUUGACUUACUUCUUCUUGGUGGCCGAACAUGCCAAACCUUUCAAUCGUCAAUUCAAGCUCAACGAUCACACGAUCCAACACCCCUUUACCCACCAUGAAAGAGUGACUGGACCAAUGUGUCUUCUUUUAGCUGCUCUUGUUCCAACCAUUGUGAUGACAACAGGAAGCUUUUUGAAGCACCGCAAGAACAAAGAUCAGGCUUUGCACUUGUUGCAAGUCUCCUUGCUUGGGUCUGUUUUAACUGUCAGCGUGGCCGGUGUCAUUACUGACAUUUUGAAGAACUGGGUCGGCAGACCACGUCCUGAUUUCUUAGAGAGGUGUGGUGCCCCUGAGGGGACUCCUAUGGAUGUUUUUGUGGAUAUUUCGGUCUGCACUGCUCCGCUAGGCGAGUUGCGUUUGAUCGAUGGUAUGAGACUGACGCCGCUGGGCCAUUCGCUGAUUUCAUUUUCGGCGUUUUUGUUUUUGGCAAUGUGGAUUUUCGGCCAAUUGCAGCUCUCCGUGAACGUGGCCUCAAAGCCUGUUUACUUGUAUAUUCUCAGUUUAUUGCCGCUCAUUUUGGCAGCCUAUGUGGCACUCUCUCGAGUCCAGGAUUACAGACAUCACUUUCUGGACAUAGUGCUGGGCAUGCUCAUUGGCUGUACCGUGGCUGCAGCCAUCUACAGAAAAUACUUCCACUCCUUGUUUGUCGAGAGCUCCCACGAGAUCAACGGCGAGGAAGAAGCCGGCAUCUUGCCCACUUGA